Messenger RNA from Sciurus carolinensis (gray squirrel), 6184 nucleotides. RefSeq names its product transcription factor 12 (gene Tcf12). Bases 452 to 2590 code for a protein of 712 amino acids. The record is from RefSeq and is a predicted model, not a curated record. Gene Ontology annotation, biological process: regulation of transcription by RNA polymerase II. The transcript is spliced from 21 exons. Gene Ontology annotation, molecular function: protein dimerization activity; RNA polymerase II cis-regulatory region sequence-specific DNA binding; DNA-binding transcription factor activity, RNA polymerase II-specific. Lineage: Eukaryota; Metazoa; Chordata; Mammalia; Rodentia; Sciuridae. Gene Ontology annotation, cellular component: transcription regulator complex.
CCGAAUCCGAGGUCCCCUCCAAGUUGGGGAGCGGAGUGGGGUGGAGGCGCGAGUCGCCGGCGGCCAGGCCCGCGGGCGGCGCGCUCGGCCUGCGCGCCCAGCUCGGCGCUCGGCUGGGGCGGGCGCAUGAGCUCCGGGGCGCGCGGGAGAGCGGACGGCUUCGGCCGCUGAGCCAGGCUCAUUGUUCGGCAGGUCCGGGGCAGGGCAGCAAAAGUGGGAGGAGGCCGAGCCCGGGGAGAAGGACGCCCGGCGAGACCCAGACUAGUUGUCGGCGUUUCUGUUUUCUUUUUUAAAACGCCCCUUAGGCGCGCGGGGGGUGCUUUCCGACCCUCUGGGCCCGCCGGGGACGUCCGGGAGGUGGCGGCCGCAGACGUGGGCCUGCGAGCGGCGCGUUCGCUGCAACUUGUCAGUUCUAUUGUUGCUGAGCGAGACCUGCUAGAAGUGGCCGAAGAUGAAUUCCCAGCAGCAGCGCAUGGCCGCUAUAGGGACCGACAAGGAGCUGAGCGACCUGCUGGACUUUAGUGCGAUGUUUUCCCCACCUGUUAAUAGUGGGAAAACCAGACCAACAACACUGGGAAGCAGUCAGUUCAGUGGAUCAGGUAUGGAUGAACGUGGAGGUACAUCAUCUUGGGGAACAGGUGGUCAACCAAGCCCCUCCUAUGAUUCAUCUAGAGGUUUUACAGACAGCCCUCAUUACAGUGAUCACUUGAAUGACAGUCGAUUAGGGACUCAUGAAGGCUUGUCCCCAACACCUUUCAUGAACUCAAAUCUGAUGGGGAAAACAUCAGAGAGAGGCUCAUUUUCCCUGUACAGCAGAGACACCGGAUUACCAGGCUGUCAAUCUAGUCUCCUGAGACAAGAUCUAGGACUUGGGAGCCCAGCACAGCUGUCUUCUUCAGGAAAACCUGGAACUCCGUACUACUCAUUCUCUGCCACAAGUUCUAGGAGAAGACCACUCCAUGACUCUGCAGCGCUUGAUCCUUUGCAAGCAAAGAAAGUCAGAAAGGUGCCUCCUGGUCUGCCUUCUUCUGUAUAUGCACCAUCCCCAAAUUCAGAUGAUUUCAACCGUGAAUCUCCUAGUUAUCCAUCUCCUAAGCCACCAACCAGUAUGUUUGCUAGCACUUUCUUUAUGCAAGAUGGGACCCACAAUUCUUCUGACCUUUGGAGUUCAUCAAACGGAAUGAGCCAGCCUGGUUUUGGUGGAAUUCUGGGGACCUCUGCUUCUCACAUGUCUCAGUCCAAUAGUUAUGGCAGCCUUCAUUCACAUGACCGCUUGAGUUAUCCUCCACACUCAGUUUCACCAACAGACAUAAACACAAGUCUUCCACCAAUGUCCAGCUUCCAUCGCGGCAGCACCAGCAGUUCACCUUACGUUGCUGCCUCACACACUCCUCCCAUCAAUGGAUCAGACAGCAUUCUAGGAACCAGAGGGAAUGCUGCUGGAAGCUCACAGACAGGUGAUGCACUUGGAAAGGCUUUGGCAUCUAUUUAUUCUCCUGAUCAUACCAGCAGUAGUUUUCCAUCAAACCCAUCAACACCAGUUGGAUCACCUUCGCCUCUUACAGGUACCAGUCAGUGGCCCAGACCUGGAGGUCAAGCUCCUUCAUCACCAAGCUAUGAAAACUCACUCCACUCCCUGAAAAAUCGAGUUGAGCAGCAACUUCACGAACAUUUGCAAGAUGCAAUGUCCUUCUUAAAGGAUGUCUGUGAGCAGUCUCGAAUGGAGGAUCGUUUAGACAGACUGGAUGAUGCUAUCCAUGUGCUACGGAACCAUGCUGUGGGACCUUCCACCAGUUUGCCUGCUGGUCACAGUGAUAUACACAGUUUAUUGGGACCAUCCCAUAAUGCACCAAUUGGAAGCCUCAGUUCAAACUAUGGAGGAUCAAGCCUUGUUACAAACAAUCGAUCCACUUCAAUGGUUGGAACUCAUCGGGAAGAUUCUGUCAGUCUCAAUGGCAAUCAUUCAGUGCUGUCUAGUACCGUCGCUGCUUCAAGCACAGACCUGAACCAUAAAACACAAGAAAAUUAUAGAGGUGGGUUGCAAAGUCAGUCUGGAACUGUUGUUCCAACAGAAAUCAAGACUGAAAACAAAGAAAAGGAUGAAAACCUUCAUGAACCUCCUUCAUCAGAUGACAUGAAAUCAGAUGACGAAUCCUCCCAAAAAGAUAUCAAGGUCUCAUCUAGAGGCAGAACAAGGUAUUUGUUAGUAUCCAGCAGUACUAAUGAAGAUGAGGAUUUGAACCCAGAACAGAAAAUAGAAAGGGAGAAGGAAAGGCGAAUGGCUAACAAUGCCAGGGAACGCUUGCGUGUACGGGAUAUUAAUGAGGCAUUCAAAGAACUUGGCCGAAUGUGUCAGCUUCAUUUAAAGAGUGAAAAACCCCAAACAAAACUCCUUAUUCUUCAUCAGGCCGUGGCAGUCAUCCUUAGUCUAGAACAGCAAGUCAGAGAGAGGAACCUCAACCCCAAAGCAGCCUGCCUUAAGAGAAGGGAAGAAGAAAAAGUUUCUGCCGUAUCGGCAGAGCCGCCAACCACGCUGCCAGGAACCCAUCCUGGGCUUAGUGAAUCUACCAACCCUAUGGGUCAUAUGUAAACAUCAGCCAGUUCCAGAGUUAUCAAUAGGCUAGAUAGAAGGUGACCUCUCCUCAUAAGGACUUGGACAACUCAGAUUAUCUGAAGACACAAACCUGACAGGAGGGAGAAGAAAAAACAAAACACUUGAAGCAAGAAACUCAAAUAUAAUCCUACGAUCAAAGCAACUGGUCAACACUUCCAUCAGAAGUGAAAAUAGGAAGUUCAUCGGAUAGAACGUCAGCCCAAGAGAUGUUUGCAGCAUAUCAUUUUGUUGCAAGCAGCAUGUCGCUUCUGCACAAUCAGAGACUGUCUCGAUCUCUCCACUCACCGUGGAAGUUGCCUUGUGCCUAAACUGAAUUGACAAAUGCAUUGUAACUACAAAUUUUAUUUAUUGUUAUGGAACUGUAAGGUCUACAUAUAAAGGGAAAAAGUUAAAUGUGGAAAGCUGAUCUACACUCGGCUGAUGCCAGCAUUCGUUAAAGCUGUUCACGUGCAGAGAACAAAGCAGUGACAACCAUUGGCCCUUAGCAUUCCCGGCAUACCUGUUAGUGUCUUAAAAAGGAAGGGAAAAGUCUUUUGUUGCCCUCUCCUAUCCUUUUGCCAUAUGAAUAGUGUUUUCCAUGAAAUAGGAAAAUAUUACUUGAUAUAGCAUUUCUCUCGCUCUCAUUUUUUCAUUCAUUUUUAUUUUCUCUUCGUGGGUGUUAUAUUUGAUCUCUGAAUCUGAGUAGUUUAUGGUCACAGUCCAGAAUCCUCCAUGCAGCCCUGUGUGCUCUGCACAUCUACCUUAUAGUUUUAAGCAGAGACUAUCUGUGACCAUAGCCUUGCUAAGAUUUUAAAAGGGGAAAUUUCAGCCCCUAGGUUCCCCACCCCCAGUAAACAUUGCUUUAUUUCUAAUAAUAACCAAGACUUUUCAAGCUUCUAGGUUUCAUAGUAAAGCUUGUAAUAGCAAGAAGUGUAAAUUACAAGGGAAGAAUCUACUUUUUAGAAAUUGCUUUGUUUUCCAAGCAGUAAGUACUACAUGAUAUAGUACUUGUAAAGUGUUAGCUGUAAGUAAGCACAAAAUACAUUUAAAAUACAAAGAUGAUUUUUCAGGCUGUGAUUUUGGUGAACAAAACAAAACCCAGUAGUCACCAAGGCAGGUAGUGUGAUAAAUGAACACACCACUCUGAGGCUAAUUACCUAAUGGAAUACAAGAGCAAUGGUCACCCAUGUUUGCUUAUCCAAGCCUUUAUUUCUCUGACAUUUGGAUGGCUGGUCAGUAGGGAGGAAUUCAGUGGGUGAUUUAAUCAACUGCAGACCAUCUGCCCCCAUCCCAAGAAGAGGAGCCAGAUUAGCAUUAAACCAGUACUUGUCCGCCCUUUGUACCACUGUGCACUAAGGCACCCUCUGUCUCUAACCCUUAGGAGUUGUUUUUUAAGUCAUAGUCAUCACGCUGAACUUCCACGAAAUCUGUCUUCCACCACAACCACCCUGGGAGAGAAAAACAUGCUAAACAAGGUUGUCUUGGCUUAGUAAUUCCUUAUAGCCAGUAUCAACAAUGGCAAUCAGCACACAGAAGAGAGAGCCCAAAUCACUAUGUAACUUAAAGAUUUCUGUUAAUUCGAAAGAACAAAAACAAUUAAGACAGAAUUGCAGAUCCUCCAAUCAGGAUGAUUCCUAACAAAUCAGCUCUUUGUGAACUUGGUGGACUUUUUGGUUACCUUAAUUUGCAUAUAUUCUCCAAUUACAUCAGAAUCUAUCUGUGGCCUUGUUCUUCAUUUCAGUGUUAAUCAGCUAAACAGAAGUUGUUGCUUAUGAUGUGUGAGUGAACAUAUGCCACUGCCUGGCCUUUUCUUCGGAGCUUGUUGUCUUUUUCGCUAUAUUAGACUUUGCAGUAUGCCCAGAAGCUUUCCUUCAUAAGAUAGAAAGAAAAAACAUUUGGCUUAUUUUUCACUGUAGCUAGUCUUUUAUACAAUAAUCUUGUAAGAAAAUUUCUUGAAUUCUAAAUAUUACUCUUUCUAGAUUUUUGAAAUCGAAAGUUUUCAGUAAAAAGUUUCUUACUUUAUUUUAUUAUAUUAGGUAGUAAAAAUGUAGGGUUAUUUACCAUAACCUGUUCAUUAAUAUCAGAAAUUUACAAUAGCAUUUUAAGACCAUAGUAGGAUUCUAGCAUACCGUGUAGUACCUAUGGAGUAUUGUAAGAGCUACUUGUUCGAGAUGAAUUGCUUCUCAUCUUGUUCUCCAGUUUCCAUUGUUGGUUUAUUGCAGAUUUGUAUCCUGUGUCAAAUUCAAGGUAUUAUUGAUAAACCUUUUCAACCAGCAGCAAGAAGUUCAAAUUUUUUCUGUCACUGUAACAGAAAAUACAAUAUGUAUAUAACAUUUAUGUAGCAAUAAAUGUGCCAUCUUUUUUUUUAACAUAGUAAACUAGUGAGUUUUUUACAUUCCUUUUUCUCACAGUAAUGUAUUUUCUUUUCUUUUCUCUAUCUCAUCCCUCCCAGAAAGGCUUAUGCACUUUUUCUGUCUGCAUUAUCUGCAUUACCUAGGAAACACUGUAAGACAUCAAUGUACUGGAGGAACUAGGUGAUAUCUAGCCUGUUGCUUCUCCAGGUUGUGCAUUUCUCUUGCCCUCUCUACUAUACCUAAAGGUUGAACAAACAGUACUUAGUAGCUAAAGAAAAUCUGCUCUUGCAGAUCUAGAGGAAAAUGAAGACGCUGGAAGGACUCAAGGGAGACUCUUAAUUAAGUUAAUAUCCCCUAAGGCACUUUCACAUUUCUCACAUCCCACUUUUCACCACCACCCCCCAAAUAUAUAUAUCCUAGCAGUUAUCUAAGAGGACUUCAUGUCAGUCAAGAGGCAGAGAUAGUGACUUUGUAGAGGGCCUUUUCACAAGCAGCCCAAGAAUGGUAUUAACCUGACAAAUUGGUUCUCUUUGAAUUUUGAAAUGCGCUGUUCACUUUGGGGACCCAGCAGAGGAUUUUACUUAUUGUGGGAUUUGGUGAAAAAAAAUUUUUGGUUUGAUUUUACACAAAAUGAUGAACUAAAAAGCUCUACCCAAUUGGAUAUACCCAAUAUACCCGUUGUAUAUUUUGAAGAAAAUGUGAGGGCUGAAAUUAAAUCUGGAGAUCAUCUAGUACAACCAUCUCAUUUAUAGAUUUGUAAAAACUAAGACUCAGAAAGGUUGCAUGUCUCCAAGUGCACAGAAUUAGAACAGAUCAAGACACUUAAAACUUCUCAUACCAACCUUCCUGCCCUUACUUUCUUUUCUUUCUCUUUAUAGAUAUUUAGACCAAUUCUAUUCAGGUUUCAUUUUCCUCUGUUUCUUUCAUGUUUCUUCUAGCUCAUACUUUUUUCCUUCCCUGAAAACUCAGAUUUUAAAUAAACAUCACAAGGGAUGUGUGUGUGUGUGUGUGUGUGUGUGUGUUAGAAGUUGAAAGUGUUGGUUUUGGCAUCAGUCCUUGAUUCAAAUGCAGAUUCAACAUCUAAUUAACUCCAUUUCCUUAUCUGAAAAAUGGAGAUACAUACAAGAAUUGUGUAAGUAUUGAAUGAAACUGUAUGGAAAGCUCUUACCAUGAUACCUGUCAAAUAAUAAGUACUCAAUAAUGAUAAAUAUUUUUCAAAUAAAUAGUAUUAUAACCA